Messenger RNA from Astyanax mexicanus (Mexican tetra), 953 nucleotides. It is a transcript of the gene ccka, whose product is annotated as cholecystokinin a. Gene Ontology annotation, molecular function: neuropeptide hormone activity. Gene Ontology annotation, cellular component: extracellular region; axon. The transcript has 4 exons. Gene Ontology annotation, biological process: digestion. NCBI's taxonomy places the organism in Eukaryota, Metazoa, Chordata, Actinopteri, Characiformes, Acestrorhamphidae. Bases 199 to 591 code for a protein of 130 amino acids. The record is from RefSeq and is a predicted model, not a curated record.
UAGGAUGGAAGAAGACUCUAAGAGUGAACUCUAGAUGUCGACAGAUCCGAGUUUACCCCCAAACACAAACAGCCUGACGGUCCUUCUCUUCCUGAAGUUUCUGAUCAGCUCCGGUUCAGCACUGCGUGUGUUCUCACACUCUCUCCUCCCUGCCAUCCUGCUCUACUCUGCCCAUCAGCCUCACUCUCAGCUUAAGACAUGAACGCUGGAAUCUGUGCGUGUGUGCUGCUGGCAGCUCUCUACAGCAGCGGGUGCCUAGCUCUCCCUACACACUCGCUGGACGAGGGGCAGUUGGAGGGAGCUGUAGCUGAACACACGCGACACACCCGUGCAGUGCCACUUAGCGGUCAGAUCACUCUGCUGUCCAAAGCACAGGAAGAGGAGGUGGAGGGGGACCCUGCCCGCAAGCUGAAUGAACUGCUGGCCAGACUCAUUUCCAGAAAAGAAGACUUCCCGUAUCUGUCAGGUUCAUAUCGCAGGAGCCCUGCCAGCAGAUCAGCAAACGUCAACCACAGAAUAAAGGACAGAGAUUACCUGGGCUGGAUGGACUUUGGGCGGCGGAGUGCAGAGGAGUACGAAUACUCUUCAUAAUAUCCAAUCAACUGUCUAUCUCCAAUCAUUCAACCAAUCAACCAACGUAUCUGUACAGAGAGAGCCGUCUUAAUCUUUCUCCCUGCCAAAAAUCGAGUCAUUGUCGGAGAGCUCUGUCUCCAUCUUACAUCUGAUGUAAAUUUGUUUGUAUAAUGAAGAUGCAAUAUAUAAAUAUAUGAAUAUAUAUGUAUUACAUUUAACAUACAGCCACAUUUUGUUUUUGUUUUUUUGCAGAAAAGAAAAAAAUGACUGGGAAUGUGGUCUUAUUUUAUUUAUUUUCUUAUAUUCGUGUACAUAUGAUUUUGUCCUCUCAUUCAAAGUAUGUUUUGGAAUAAAUCAUUGCCUUAACUCAUUCACCCAGA